Molecule: messenger RNA, 2391 nt
Organism: Drosophila mauritiana
Lineage: Eukaryota; Metazoa; Arthropoda; Insecta; Diptera; Drosophilidae
Product: chitin-binding domain protein cbd-1
Exons: 2
Coding region: 1-2391 (796 amino acids)
Cellular component (GO): extracellular region
Molecular function (GO): chitin binding
Source: RefSeq, a predicted model, not a curated record
AUGAAAGUGUGUGUGGUUGUCCCGUUUAUUCUUUGGCUAUUGGGAACACCUGGCGUGGAAAUCCUUUCAAUCCAAGGAUCGUAUGGUGUUGGAUGGAAUGAUGUCAACCAAAAUGUCAUAUUAUCUUUUUCGAAACGCAACUCACAUGAGUGCGUAGAAUCUUCGCAAGCAAAUUCUACGUACUGUGAAUCCUUAUCGAAUGGAUUUUAUGAAUAUCCUUACAACUGCAGCGCAUAUAUAACGUGUUAUGAUUCAUGUGCCGAUUUGGAGUACUGUCCCGACGGAAAACUUUUCAACAGUCCUCUGCAAAUCUGCGAUACACCAGGAGCCGUCGACUGCGAACCAUUGCCAUAUCCAACACCUUCACCCACAGAAUCACCACCGGAAAAUCCUUGUUUGGGCAUAAGAAACAACACUUUGCUGCCCUCCGCUGAAAAUUGUAAUGAGUUCUACUUGUGCGUGAAUGACCAAAGUAAAGUUUAUCGGUGUCCUAGUGAGAUGCUUUUCAAUCCGGAUUUGAAUAUUUGUGAUGAUAAGGAUAAUGUGCUGUGCUAUGGUGACCGUACUACUCCGGGACCGUUGGAUACCACAACGCCUGCUGAGGAGUCCUUCACGAAGUGCGAGGAUCAAGAGCAAGGAACAUUCUUUCCGGACCCUGAAAGCUGUCAGCAAUACUACUAUUGCUGGGGCAACAAUUCCUACACAAUUUUACCUUGCCCGGUUGACAAUUGGUUUAACCCGAUCAGCGGCAAUUGCGGUCCCGAUAUUGACCCAGAUGCUUGCCGAGAAAACGCUCCAACCUCGACACCAACUAUUGCUACUUCAACAUCAACAACUGCAGCCCAAACAUCGCCAGAAGAUAAUGCUGGUAAUCCAUGUGCAGAUCAACAACUGGGUGCCAGCUUUCCCAUAAAAUCCGACUGCCAGUCGUACCUUCUCUGCCUGAACAAUGGUGAAUCAACGACUGCAAAAUGCCCAUCGAACGCAUGGUUCGAUCCAAAGACUGGAGAUUGUGGUCCAAAUGUAUCACCCACCGCUUGUCUUGAAUCCUUCGAAACCACCACGACUGCUGCAACAACACAAGCACCGAAGGAUCCUUGUGCCGAUCAAGAACUUGGAACAUCAUAUCCACUCGUCACAAAUUGUCAGCAAUAUAUUCUCUGCAUGGGAAACGGAGAGUCCACCAUUGCGAAUUGCAUUUAUAACUCCUGGUUCGAUCCGCAAACUGGAAAUUGUGGCCCCGAUGUGUCUCCGACAGCGUGUAAGGAAUCUGGAGUUACCACCGCAUCCUCCACCCCCACAAGUCAAGCCACCUCUCCGCUCACAACACCAUCGCCCACAUGGCCGACGUUGCCUACAGCAAGUACCGAGGAAACAACUACCAAUCCUCCGGAUAUCUUGGACAUUUGUUCUGGAAAGAGUGAUGGUUACUAUGCCACGUAUCCCGAGGUAUGCAAGAAAUACAUACUGUGUGCUAGUCCUGUUCCCAUUGCAUUUUACUGUCCAGAGAGCUUGUUUUUCAACGAGGCUCUGCAGAGAUGCGUAGAGUGGGAAUCUAGCGAUUGUUCCAAUGGAGAGACCACAACAUCAUCGCCGGGACAUACAACUCCUAGCCCUGAUACUCACAUUUGUUCCAAUAGCACUGGCCUAAAUUUGCCUUACAGGGAAAAUUGCCAAUGGUAUAUUUAUUGCACAGACGAGAAUUCCUUUAUGAUGGGUAUAUGUGGCAAUGAGGAAUAUUUCGAUCCGUGGACUGGGAAAUGUGGUUUUGAUGUUUCACCCGAAGCAUGUCGUGAAAUCCAAACUACAUCCCCGACAGUUACAGAUAGCACAGAAGGUCCAACCACGGUAAUAACACCAACGACUCCAGACUCACAGCCAGAUCCGUGUGAUGGAGCUCCUGAGGGAAAACUAGUUCCCUAUCCGGAUGACUGCUCCAAGUUUAUACAAUGCAUUCAACCCGAUCCAAUCGUUUAUGACUGUCGCGAGGGUCAGGAAUUUAGUGCCGCCUUGGAAAGGUGUAUGGCUCCUUGGUUUGCAAACUGUUCUAUUCCAGCUACAACAAUCCCACCCGUAACUAUUCCUACCACCACAACAACCACCGAGAAGCCUUCACCGAAUGGAAUUUGUGCGGAUAAGCCCGAGGGAUCACUGGUACCCUAUCCCGGGAACUGUAGCAAGUACAUUGCUUGUGAAGACCCCAUUCCGGUGGGCUAUGCGUGCCCGGAGGGAGAAGAAUUCAAUCCCACGAUUCUUACCUGUACGGAUCCUCACAUGGCUGGCUGCAAUCCUAGUGCUUUGCACACUUCACCGAAAUUCAAAUCAGAUAAUUUGGGCUUUUCUUUAUGGCAGUCCUUAAAUGCGAUCGCAAGUUUCGUUACAGAAUUGUAA